Molecule: messenger RNA, 1466 nt
Organism: Anneissia japonica
Lineage: Eukaryota; Metazoa; Echinodermata; Crinoidea; Comatulida; Comatulidae
Exons: 3
Coding region: 40-897 (285 amino acids)
Source: RefSeq, a predicted model, not a curated record
CUCGAUACAUAUCAUCUUCAUAAAUUCAGAUAUCGCAAAAUGAGGAACAGUGAAGGUGACGCAGAUAACGAUGACAUUGAGGAUGAAUCCGAAGAAGAAUAUCCGAAUGAUGAGGUCAUUAAAGAGGAUGAGGGCGACCUUUAUAGGCAAUUUCAUUAUCUGUGCUCCACUGAUAAUGGACAUGUGAAUGAUGAUUACUACGAUGAUUAUGAUGAUCAUGACGAUGAUUAUGAUUAUUUUGAUAAUCGCAAUAAUGAUUAUUGUUAUAAUAGAUAUGGAGGUGGUAUGAAAAAAUCAAGAUGGUUCAAUGUUAAUAGUAAGGCAGUUACGGGCAACACAUUUCAGAAAUGUGGCCGCAACGUUUUUCCUAGCAAACAGGCACCAUCGAAAAGGUCUAACGGAUUUGAUCGACAUUUGAUUCUCAAUAAUCAAUGGGAACAGUGUAAAAAGUGUAAGAAUUAUGAGUAUUAUUGCAAAUGUAACGAUUCCGAAAAUGAAUACUCAGGAGACUAUUGUUAUGAUCGAUAUGGAGGUGAUAUGGAAAUAUCAAGAAGGUACAAUGCUAAUAGUAAGGAAAUGGGCAACAAGUUUCAGAAAUGUGGACGCAACGUUUAUCCUAGCAAACAGACACCAUCGAAAAGGUCUAGAGAUCAACACCUGGUUCUCAGUAGUCAAUUGAAGCAGUGUAAGAAGUGUAAGAAUCUUAAAUAUUAUUGCAAAUGUGACGAUUCCGGAAAUGAACGCUCGGAGGAAGGAAGUAACACCCGGUGUCGUCGUCGUCGCCGUCGUUGCCGUCGCCGUGAACAGUCAACAUCAAUAUCAAUAUCAAUAGAUUCUUUAUUGUCCACUUUUCAAACAGACAAACAAAGAAAAUUCAUAUUUAAAGUUUUCCCGUAAAUAACAUGGAAAAUAUGGAACAUUAACAAUAAAGAAAAUUUAAAAAAAAAAACAUUGAAAUCGAACACAUGUUCUGAAAACCAUAAUAAAUGAUCAUUAAUUUAGCUACAAUAUAUUAUAAUGUAGUAGAUAAUAUUGUAUUAUAGAGCUUGGUAUGAGCAUGAGCUCAGAUAGGCUUAAUUCCUCUCUCUACAAUAUCUCUCUCACUUUCCCUCCCCGCGUAUAUACUACAGUGACAAUGUGCGGACUAAAUGGCAAGUUAUAUUGGAAAGUAUAUUUUUUAACCUUCAUAUAAUUAUAGUACUUUCGUAUAGGAGGUGAAGUCGCAUGUUCAUGUAUUAUUUAGCCUUACUUUUAAGAAUACUUUGUCUUAGGGGCAUGAUAAUUAUGAUGAUAAUGAGAUUCAUGAUGUGUAUUGCGAUGAAUGUGAUAGGAAUGAUUUCUAAUGAUUUUUAACCACAGCUAGUAGGCGCAGGCCUAGUUUGCCACCCAAUGGAAUUACUGAACUAAAGCAUAAACAUCAAACAAAAAAAAAAUAGAAUCUGAAUAUUUUUGUUUUGGUUUAAUUU